CGCUCCCCUGCACGAUGUGUCUGCGAGUUGGUGGUAGCCUUGUCGUUUACUUCACGCCACGCUCUGAUUUGCUCGCGACGACGCUUCGGUCCGCUUCAAGUCGCGCGGGACCGCCUUCUGGGACGCUCGGGACCGCCGUCAAUGACGCUCAGGACCGCCAUCGACGACGCUUAGGACCGCCUUCGCCGACGCUCGCAGUCCUCGUCUUCACCACUCGCCAACAACGAAUCCCCCCUCACGUUACCUUUGGCAUCGGAUUCCCCCUCGCCUUCUACGACGCGUCUCUGCUCAUUUUCGACGACGCGUCUCUGCUCAUUUUCGACGACGCGUUUCGGCUCAUUCUUGAAGACGCAUUCCUGCUCGCCUUCGACGAUGAAUCCCGCCUUCAUCCUCAACAACGAAUCCCCCCUCAUCGCCUCCUUUCGGCCCUCGUCAAUGUUGCCAACAAGCACGUCGAACGAGAUCUCGCAAACAACGGCGGUGGUGGUUCGUGCCCGACGGCACGUCAUGUAGGGCUUGAGAACGCGCUCUCCGUGCGUAGGAACAGCCUUCUUCAAGAUCGACAAACGUGCUCAAAGAGCGCGAGCGAGGGAGGGGUAGCGGGGAAAGCGCUCGAUGAGAAGACGGGCGGGUCUGUCUGGUAGAGUACGAGAAGAGUAGGGGGAGUGCUCGACGAGGAGCUACUCGACAAGUUGAAG
This is a messenger RNA of Schizophyllum commune H4-8, 698 nucleotides long. RefSeq lists its product as uncharacterized. The transcript is spliced from 3 exons. NCBI's taxonomy places the organism in Eukaryota, Fungi, Basidiomycota, Agaricomycetes, Agaricales, Schizophyllaceae. The coding region runs from base 15 to 644 and encodes 209 amino acids. The record is from RefSeq and is a predicted model, not a curated record.